AUGGAUGGCACCAGUGACGUCCGGCAAUGGACCGACGUGGAUCCCGCAACCGAUUUCAGCGUGAGGCGGCAGCCCCGCCAAAGCCACAAACCGACCCUAGGCACAAGCCAUGACAUACACUACGUUGGCAGGCCUAAAACUGAUCAGGCUAAAUCACUCAAAUCUCAAGUGUCUGAUGAAGGCCACUUUUGA
Messenger RNA from Babesia bigemina, 192 nucleotides. RefSeq lists its product as hypothetical. Lineage: Eukaryota; Apicomplexa; Aconoidasida; Piroplasmida; Babesiidae. The transcript has a single exon. Bases 1 to 192 code for a protein of 63 amino acids. The record is from RefSeq and is a predicted model, not a curated record.